Molecule: messenger RNA, 951 nt
Organism: Rhineura floridana
Lineage: Eukaryota; Metazoa; Chordata; Lepidosauria; Squamata; Rhineuridae
Product: olfactory receptor 13G1-like
Exons: 2
Coding region: 1-951 (316 amino acids)
Biological process (GO): G protein-coupled receptor signaling pathway
Cellular component (GO): membrane
Molecular function (GO): olfactory receptor activity; G protein-coupled receptor activity
Source: RefSeq, a predicted model, not a curated record
AUGGAGUUUAAACUGGCCGGUCUCACUAGCUCUGCAGAAUUACAGACACUUCUCUUUGGGGUAUUUGCAUUCAUCUAUUCUACUGCUUUAGCUAAUAACCUCAUCCUCAUCUUUACCAUAUGCACUUCCAGGAAACUCCACACUCCCAUGUACUUCCUGCUCAUCAAUUUGUCCCUUGUGAAUGUAUUUUCUAUCUCAAUUACAACUCCAAAGUUGCUCCAGACUCUUUGGACCCACAGAAACACCAUCUCCUUUUAUGGCUGCAUUACACAGAUGUAUCUAUUCCUAGUGGCUUUGGGAACAGAGCUUUUUCUCCUCUCGUUUAUGGCUUUUGACCGCUAUGCUGCUAUCUGCCAUCCUUUGCAGUACACAGUCAUCAUGAGGAAGGAAGUGUGUGUUGCCAUAGCCAUUGCAGUAUGGGCUGCUGGGAUUAUCAAUUCUUCUGUUCAUACUGGACUUGUGCUGCAGCUGUCUUUCUGUAAUUCUAACAUCAUCGAUCAUUUCUACUGUGAUCUUCCCCCAGUUAUAAAGCUGUCAUGCUCUGACACCAGCCUGAAUGAGAUGAUGACUUUUGUGGCAGAUGUGUUUUAUGGUAUUUGUACCUGUGGGUUGACUAUAACAUCUUACUGCUUUAUCCUGAGAGCUAUCUUCAGAAUCCGUUCCACUGAAGGGAAGAAGAAAGCUUUCUCCACAUGUUCCUCCCAUCUCAUUGUAGUGAGUUUUUUCUUCUCUUCAGUCAUUUACACAUAUACAGAGUUCAACCCUAGAAUGCUGUAUCAGUGGAUGAGAAAUGGGCAACCCAACAUCCCCAAGAAGAACGAACCGAAUCUGUUGGUUGACUCUCUUCGGUGCCAGGCUAUCCUCCUGGGGUCCCCACACCACACCACUCUCCGCGUGGAAGGAGGAUGUCUGACCGUAGCAGACAACCUGAAGCCCAACGCUUCCUUAUAA